UACCUCGUAGGUGUGCCAAGUUAACGUACGUCGUCGGGAUGUUUGCCUCUGCCAGAAGUUACACCCACUUCGCUGCUCCAGCCUGCUCACUCUCGUCCUGAUCUUUGCCACAUUUUCAACCCUUAACUUGUUUGUCUUUGUCUAAGAUGUCUUUGAGUGAGAAAAGUGACGGGGAGAUCAGCAAGUUGCUUGCUGAGUAUGGCAUCAAACAUGGACCCAUAGUAGACUCUACUCGAAAGCUGUAUGAGAAGAAGCUUGAAGAAGCCAUGGAGAAAGCUCAGAAGCAGCCCUCGUCUGAUAAGACCUACUACAGAGAGGAAGAGGAGGAGGUUACCUACAUCACAUACCACAGUCCGGUUAGACAAGAGGUUUAUUCAGACAUGCUGAAACGAAGAGGCCAUGCUGAGCCAGAGGAAGACGAGGAGUCAGACCCAGAUACAGAGCCCCCUGUCCAGGUCACUAACAGAACAGCCAAUCACAGCGCAGUACGAUCCAAGGAGCCAGUCAAGAAGUCUGGAAGCAGCUUUUGGAAGAUUAUUCGGCUGCUGCUGCUGUUAGCUGUGAUAGCAGCCGUCCUCUACUACGCCUACUGCCGUGUGAUCAACAAUGAAGAAAAUCCUUUUGCGAGUCUGUGAUCAGAUUUAUUGUUAGGAAGACAGGGUUUUUUACCAUUCCAUUUCUCCUCCGUUAAUAUCAGUAAUAGUACUGUUUUUUUUUUUUGUUUGUUUUUUUCAUCCCAAUGCAAAGUUUCACCACAUUCCUUAAACUUUUAAAGGCUGCUAAUAUUCUAUAUUUCUUAGUGUCACCAAAUUCAAUGAAAUGAUAAAAAAACUACAGUCUGUGCAUCCAAAGUAGGGAUGGGCAUCAGUUUUCGGUUAUCGAUGAUUGAUUGUUAAGGAUUUUGAGCAAUCACAAAUAAUUUUGCUUGAUAGUCGCAGUUCCCCUAAUUACAAUGCUACAGGCCCGGCGAGCCACCAUGCUUACGAGACCCCCUGCCGGACCUAUGUCAGGCAAAAAAUCAUAAACAGUCAGAGGCUCUCAUCGCUCUCCAAAGCUUGGCGGCUUCCCUUGAGCCCUCUCAAAACAUUACGCCAUUGAAAGACAGAGGUUUCGCUGAAAACUGAAGCCUGUAACCCCUGGUUGGCAACGGUUGUAAACACCCAGGGGUGAACUGCACAUGCGCGUCAUUCUUCUUCUUUGGCCUGGGGGGGGUUGAAGCUCAGAACUGGGGCAGCUGCACUCUCUUGAGGCGACAAUCUGCACUGCACUCUUGUUUUCUCUCUUUUGAAAUACUCGCUUAUCAAUUAAUCGAUAAUUGAUCGUUAUUUUUUUUUUGAUGACUGAACAAUGAAUUUUGAUCGUUUGCCCAUCCCUAAUCCAAAGCCUGGUAUAUCUCAUUUCUCAGGGUCAUCAGUGUUUGGGGGCGAUGGUUUGUUGGGGCGGCAGUAGCUCCAUCCAUAGGGACUAAGGUGUGGAACCGAAGGGUCGCCAGUUCCCCUCCUGGGCGUUGCCGAUGUGCCCUUGAGCAAGGCACUGAACCCCCUACUGCUCGGGGUGCCUGUCCAUGGGUAGCUCCCUCACUCUGACAUCUCUCCAUUUAAAGCAUGUAUAGGUCCUGUUGGUGCAUGUGUGUGUAUUUCAGGCCUGUAUGACAACAGUGGAAAAAAAAGAAUUUCCCCUCAAGGAUCAAUAAAAUAUAUCUUCUUCUUCCCCAACCAUUAAAUUGGGGGGUCUAUUAGACCAUUUAUGCGAAUGAGACAGACAGUGCGCCUGUCUCCUUCGCAUAAAUGCAAUAUAUCAGCAACACUUUGAAGGAAUUUAUUCAGAUUUUGCACAAAUGUCCACUUGGACUCAACAAUGAACUGAUUAGAUUUUGGUGGUCAAAGGUCACUGUGACCUCAAAAAAUGUUUUUGGCCACAACUCGAGAAUUCAUACGAUAAUAAUGACAAAACUUCACACAAAUGUCUGAUAGGAUAUAAUGGCAUAGUGAUGACAUUUUAUAUCCAAAAGGUCAAAGGACAUCUUCACUGUGACAUCAUAAUGGUCUGCAAAAACACUUUUCUGACCAUUAUUAAACGUCAUAACUCAGGAACAGAUGGGGAGACAUUUGGUUAGAUGCUAAAUUGGUGACACUAAUCUUUUGUGUCCACCUUAAAACUGUGCUGAUUGUACAGAUCUUCUCUGCUGCCAGGUUGAAGAUGUGUGUGAAACACUGUUGUUCUAGAAUCUGUAUGUUUCCAUAUUUGAAGCAUUGUCUACUGUCAGGACUACAUAUGAGUCUGGACAGACAUGGAUAAAAACUGUAACUGCAACUUGACUGCUUUUAUAAUAAAUGAAUAUAUAGAUUUAGAUAUUAAGAAAUACACUUUUAAACAUUUAGGGUUGAAAUAAUGUCCCUUAAUCAUGUGUAGUUCUAGUAUGAAUGAUUGAGUGUUUUCUCAGACCAUGCAUUAUUCGUUUCAGCUUUAGAAUGCAAGGUUGCAGCAGUAUGCACUACUAAAGAUUUCCAUCUUUACUGAGCUUAGUGCUGAGAGUCACAGACAGGCCAGGAUAAAGACACUAGACAGAGUAUUGAGAUGCAGACAAACACAUAGUGAAACUGGUCAUGGUUUUGGUCUUUUCAUGGGAUUUGUUGACAGUAAGGAAAAUUAGGAAUAUCGCUCGCCCUUUGCUUUAAUUUCUUUGCAUGAAAUGUUGCACUAUGUUUUCCAGCUAUGCAGAGCUCUGUGUGUUUGAUUUCUUAUAUACAGCUGUCCUCUAAUGUAAUUUGUUCUUAUUUGUGAGAUGCACAUGAUGAUGUCAUGUAGUACAAACUGACUGGUGAACAGAGGCUGUCCUCUACAUCACGUCGGAUCAAAAACCAAAGGCUGUUGUGUAUAUGUGCUGAAAAAUCUUUGAAAAAGAUAAAAUAAAAAAUCUCUCCAGCUCCCUA
Molecule: messenger RNA, 2933 nt
Organism: Epinephelus fuscoguttatus (brown-marbled grouper)
Lineage: Eukaryota; Metazoa; Chordata; Actinopteri; Perciformes; Serranidae
Gene: emd
Product: emerin
Exons: 7
Coding region: 147-635 (162 amino acids)
Source: RefSeq, a predicted model, not a curated record